Messenger RNA from Leptosia nina, 2511 nucleotides. Lineage: Eukaryota; Metazoa; Arthropoda; Insecta; Lepidoptera; Pieridae. The record is from the annotation of a GenBank genome assembly.
AUGAAUCUACCUGGAGCUACAGAUAGUGUUUAUUACGAAGACAUUCCUUCUGGACAUCUAAAUGACGAUGACUUCUUUUGUACCGAGAAGAUUGUACCCAGAAAAAUAAAGCCACAAAACAUCGUAAUCAGACUUAUGAAUAGAGAAAUUUAUGGUUCUCGUAAACCGGGAUCGCACUUUCAUGUAGUCCGCGAAUUCUAUCAAAAUGUUUUUCCUAAUUUAACAAUAGUUAAUGUAGAAAAACCACCCUGUUUCCUGCGAAAGUUCAGUCCAGAUGGUAAACAUUUUAUCGCUUUUUCAGCGGAUCAGACAUCCCUUGAGAUAUAUGAAUACAGAGGGGCUGCGGCUGCUGGUGAUCUAGUUGCUGGAUAUCCAUCAGAUUUAUUAAAUGCAGACGCUGAUGCACAUCAUAGAAUCAGGACACACAUAUUUUACAGAUUUUUUAAGCCCAAGUUUACAGUUAAUGUAUGCCAACAAAGAGUUAUUGGAAGACAUGAAAGAAAUGCAGGGCAGUUGCCGUUUAUCGAACAACAAUUGAAUAGAGAAUGUAGUCUAUUCACUGAAGAUGGUAGAUAUGUCAUAGUAGGCUCGGCAGCUCAUAUUCCUGAUGAUUUAAGACCACAUUUUUACAAUAUACAUAGUAACAAUGAAGCUGUUACACCAACCAUUAGGUCAGCACUAGAAGAUUAUUCUCUACAUUUAGUGGACCUUCAUCAUGGUAAACUAUGUGACACAAAACACUUUAGGACAGAUAAAAUAUAUCUUUCACAUAAUCAGGGUAUAUAUUUAUACAAAGAAGUAUUAGCUGUCCUUUCUGUACAGCAUCAAACAAUUCAUUUAUUUCAAAUCGUGGAAGGAAUGUUAAUAGAAAUAAGAAAAAUAGGAAGAUUCUGUUAUGAUGACGAUCCAUUUAUAGUAAGUUCAGUAUUUGCGCCUUUAAUGAAUGAGAGACCAUUCCACGAGGGAACCAUCAAUAGUUUAAAACACAGGCUCCUUGUAUUUUUAUUCAAAAGGGCUAAAUCUAUAAGCGAUGAGACAAAAGACCCUCUUGAACUCAGAAAGUUUUACAAAUAUUUUGAUAUGUUUAAAAGUUUAAGAAUGUGGAAGAUGCAGUUAUUGGAUGAAGACCACCUUUUUAUAAAAUAUGCCAGUGAAGAAGUGGUAACACUAAGAGUGGCAGAGCCUAACAGUCAGUCUUCAUUUUUUGUUAUCUACAAUAUAAGUGAAAGUAAAAUAUUGGAAGUAUAUGAGAAUACUUCAGAAGGACUGCUGCAGUUGUUUGAAAAUUACUGUGAUUGCUUCAGGAAUGCCCGGUUAUGUGCCGAUUCACAGUUUACAUGUUCACCAUCAAAUAAUCUGUUUGCCAGGUUGACUCAACAAAGAUUCAAGCAGACUAUAGUGAGAGCAAUUUAUGGUGGUAGGACUGAAGCUACUAAGAGGAUUUUAGCUCAAUUGCCUAUAAGUGCACAGUCGUAUAGUGGUUCUCCUUAUUUAGACCUUGGCUUGUUUAGUUAUGAUGAUAAAUGGGUGUCUGUAAUGGAACGACCCAAGGCAUAUGGAGAAUAUCCCAUUAGGUUUUACGCGCGUGACUCGGGACUAUUAAAAUUCAAGAUAUAUGCGGGAGUCCUAGGGCAUUUGCAAAUUGCUUUGCCAUAUACAGAUAUAAUAGGAGAAGGUGACGUUGUAUCGCUUGUUUUUCCUGAUGGUACCGUGCAAUUCUUUUUUAUCCCUACACAAAGACGAGAUAGACAGUACCCAUAUCCGUUUCGUCCAGCUUCUAAUAGCCCUUUACCAUGGUCUGUCCGUACAGAGGCGUGGUUCAUACGGAAAGUAUCCGCUCCAUUGAAUCCGAGUAUGAUGCAAGAGAGUAUACCAUAUGGAGAUCCAUUUUUAAGGUCAUAUUAUAUAUCCAAGGGUGACGUGGAUCUUCAGCAAAAUUACUAUCAGAAGUUCCAUAACGAUAACGUUACAUCGACCACCGAUAUCCAUUAUUUUUACCCAAAUUUACGCAAAAGCUAUUUGAAACAAUCUGCAAUGGUGCAAGUUGAAGUUCCACCGACCUUGAAUAGUUGCAGUCAGACCGGGCGUAUUUCUAAAGAGCGUUGUUUCGCACUUAAAGGAAAACCUAGGGUACAUUUCUGUGGGCCCAGUAUGAUCGACACAAGCAGUGCUAUGUCGAUCGACGAUGAAACGCAAACCAGGAGGCGACGGCGCAAAAAUUCAAAAGUGAGAUUUAAAUAUCCUAACAAAGGGCGUGCGCGUGAUUCUUGCUGUUGUAGCGAAAAGGAUAUCAAACAGACAAAUGAAAAGGUUGAUAAAAUGGUGUCCACCUUCACGGAUCAAGCUGUCAGUUGUGCAGAUUCCAAUAGCCCAUUGCGCAAACAGGAUUCCGCAGACGACAGUAAAACAAAGGUUUUGAAGAAAAGCAAGUCGCAAAUGUCCUGCGACAGCAGCUGUUGCGACACCUGCUUUUACUGCGUGACCGAUUGUAGCUCAGAUUGUUGCCGAUAA